Messenger RNA from Penicillium alfredii, 399 nucleotides. RefSeq lists its product as uncharacterized. The coding region runs from base 1 to 399 and encodes 132 amino acids. The transcript has a single exon. The record is from RefSeq and is a predicted model, not a curated record. NCBI's taxonomy places the organism in Eukaryota, Fungi, Ascomycota, Eurotiomycetes, Eurotiales, Aspergillaceae.
AUGUCUGUCAACGUCUACACGGUCGAAUAUGCUGGCGUGCCAAACCAUGAAGCCAUUUACAUCGAGACCAAUCCUACAGCCCCUCGCAUGACCGAAGGGGGUCGCCUUUAUCACGUCACUGGAAAUUUGCUUCAAGGCAUGAAGUAUGACCCAAGAGGCUCAAUGGACCCGGAAUUCUCGGCUUCGCAUGUGCCCGGUACGAAGAAAAAGAUUGGCACGAUUACGAAAGAAAAACUGGCCAGAUUCGAAUCCGAGUGUUGCCAGGCAGUUCCAGCGCCCCGAGCCCAAUUGACACUCGGUGGCAAGCAAUUGUACCCUGGCACGCCGCUCUAUCGCUGCGGGGACUGGCUCCGCGAUGUCCAAAAGCUGGCAUUCGAAAAGGGAAUUUUCAAGCCUUAA